Penicillium maclennaniae is the source of this 1968-nucleotide messenger RNA. RefSeq names its product putative copper amine oxidase. NCBI's taxonomy places the organism in Eukaryota, Fungi, Ascomycota, Eurotiomycetes, Eurotiales, Aspergillaceae. The transcript has 4 exons. Bases 1 to 1968 code for a protein of 655 amino acids. The record is from RefSeq and is a predicted model, not a curated record. Gene Ontology annotation, molecular function: primary methylamine oxidase activity; quinone binding; copper ion binding. Gene Ontology annotation, biological process: amine metabolic process.
AUGGCGCAUCCACUCGCUAUCCUCUCGGUGGCGGAGACGAAUGUGGCCCGCGAUGUUAUCAAAGACGCUCACCCCGAUGUCGUUAUUGAUUUCCGAGAGAUUUUCCUGCAAGAACCGCCCAAGGCGCAUCUCGUCGAAUUCCUGGCUCUCGAACAUGCCGGACGCUUAAGUCCAACAACUCCUCGCCCGCCUCGUCUAGCUUUGUGCCAGUAUGAUGUGAUUGGGGCCGACCGCAUCCCUCAAUUUCACGAAUCCGUGGUCGAUGUGGUCUCUCGAGCACGAGUCAAACACACCAUCGUCGGAAAGCAGCACCAUGCCAGCCUUACACUGAACGAAUUCGACGUAUUAGUGGAUCGGUGCAUGAGUUCCCCCUUGUUCCAACAGGCACUCGCAGAUUUCCAGCUGCCAGAAGGGUUCGAGGUUGUUAUUGAGCCGUGGCCGUAUGGCGGGCUCGACCACACCGAUGAGAACCGACGAUAUUUCCAGGGUCUUUGUUUUGCCCAGGACAAGCGAUCGGGCAAUGAAGAUUCCAAUUUUUACUCCUUCCCUUUGCCGGUGAUCCCAGUGAUGGAUGCCCACACCCAGGAAAUUAUUCGUGUUGAUCGGCCUGCGACUGGCGGCAAAGGUAACGGACUAUUGGAACAGACCUUUAAACCGGAUAUCAUUGGACACUGUAAGCCGUCAGAGUAUGUACCUGAACUCCUCUCAAAUGGUACUCGCAAGGACCUCAAGCCCUUGAAUGUCGUUCAGCCAGAGGGCCCAUCCUUCCGUGUCACCGACGAGUCCCUUGUGGAGUGGCAGAAGUGGCGAUUUCGCGUGGCAUUCAACCCUCGCGAAGGUGCUACCAUUCACGACGUCUGGUAUGAUGGUCGUAGUGUCAUGCAUCGUCUGGCGGUCAGCGAAAUGACGGUACCCUACGCCGACCCGCGACCCCCAUUCCACCGUAAACAGGCCUUCGAUUUCGGAGAUGGCGGCGGUGUCAUUAAAUAUUUCGAUGCCGUGAUCACUCAACCUGAUGGUACUGCUCAAACCCUGCCGAAUGCUAUUUGUCUUCACGAACAGGACAAUGGCAUUGGCUGGAAGCAUUCAAACUGGCGCACAGGCCGUGCAGUGGUAACACGCCUCCGAGAACUGGUUGUCCAAUUCAUUAUAACGCUGGCAAAUUACGAAUACUGUUUUCUGGUGAAAUUCGAUCAAGCUGGCGGAAUAACGGUGGAGUGUCGGGCAACUGGCAUUCUGAACGUUGUAAACAUCGAUGCUGGCAAGAUGAGUGAGUACGGCAAUGUCGUGAGUGGUGGCGUCCUGGCUCAGAACCACCAACACAUUUUCUGUGUUCGCAUGGAUCCUGCUGUUGAUGGUCAGAAUAAUUCAGUUGUAGUGGAAGAGUCCCACCCAGUCCCAAAGAACGCCGUCACCAAUCCUAACGGAAACUUCUACCGGGUCAUAAAGGAGACCGUUGAGCAAGCUUCCUGGUUCGAUGCCGCUCCGCACUUGAACCGCACCAUCAAAAUUAUCAAUCCGAACAAGAUAAACCCCAUUAGCGGCAAUCCCGUCGGGUACAAGUUCAUCCCGCUGGCAUCUCAAACGUUGCUGGCAGACCCUCAGUCUGUCCAGGCACGACGAGCUCAAUUCGCCCAGCAUCACGUCUGGGUGACUAAAUACCGUGAGGGUGAGCUAUAUGCUGGAGGUCGAUAUACUCUGCAAAGCCAAGACGAGGUUGAAGGAGUAGCCGAUGCCGUUCGUCGAGGUGACGCCGUUGCCGAUACCGAUGUCGUUGUCUGGAAUUCAUUUGGUAUCACUCACAACCCUCGAGUGGAGGACUGGCCUGUGAUGCCGGUUGAAAUCCUCCAGCUGAUGAUUCGUCCCGCGGAUUUCUUCACUGCCAACCCUUCGAUCGAUGUUCCAUCCAAUAAGAAUGGCUCGUCGAGGCUAGCAGACUCGGAAUGUUGCCGCCAAGCACAUAUCUAG